AUGUUCCCGACAGCUUCACCUUUACCCUUCUCGCCCAAGCGCAAACGAGAACCCUCGGAAUCCGAUUUCUAUAGCCCUUCGGCAUCACCUACCUCAACUCUCUCUAUAGCCAGCUAUCAAGACCCACGGGAGGACGAACUUGGGAGUGACAGUCCUCGCGCAGCCGUCGCAGGGAGGUUCGGUGAAUUAGCCAUUCGUGGCGACCUUUCAGACCAUAGUUCCCUACCAACCAAUUCACGGCGGAGCUCACUGGCUCCACUAGCCCCAGAGACAUGCGAAUCGGACCUGUACAAUCCUACGACCAUGCCUGAAGCUCUCCCGGGUACUAGCAGCAAGCCAGCCGACCGCCAAGCCCUGGUGUUUGAUCCGCCCCAAGACGAAUCGUCUUCGACUUUGUCGCCUUCUAGAAAGAAGUCUGCAGCUUCUUCUCGCACGCACCUGAACCCUUCCUCGCCAUCUAAACGCAAACAACGACGCUCCCCACCUCCGACAGAGAAACCAUCCGAAGAAGACUCGCUUGUAUGGCGUGAUUCGGAAAUAACAGGCCAUAACCCAUCUGAUCCAACUGAUGAUGGCUAUGGUAUAAAUGGCAUAGGGUUUAAGCCCACUGCAUCGAUCGCUUGGGAAAGAUCCCAAAGGCGGCAAAAGCAGGUCACAGAAUGGAAAAGCCGCGAGGCCCGGGAAGCCCGCGAGAGAAGACGAGAAAGGCGAAGAGAUGGCCUCGAGCUCGACAAAUUACAUGGGAUCCAUGAAGGCGCAGUCCAGAAGCGUGUCAAGUUCAAUGUGUAG
Molecule: messenger RNA, 789 nt
Organism: Penicillium salamii
Lineage: Eukaryota; Fungi; Ascomycota; Eurotiomycetes; Eurotiales; Aspergillaceae
Source: the annotation of a GenBank genome assembly